AUGUGCGAUUUUUCUGAAUACGGUAUUCCCAGCGAGGAGUGGCUACGUUUAGAGGCCACUUUGCCAGUCGCGAAAGAACAGGGCUUGUCCGAACUGAAGCGAGCCAGCAACGAGGGUAGAGAAGCAGUGGCACAGAAGGAGAUGAAGGAGCUUUCCCAGAGAGUGUUGAUGCAAGAUUACACAAUCCGUGCGCGGGAUGGUUACAAAUUAGAGGCGAGGACUUAUCGUCCAUCAGCCAGAUCACCCACCGAUAUUCUGCCUAUUUAUAUGCACUUUCACGGGGGUGGGUUUCUUUUCGGUACUUUGAGCUCAGAAGAUGCGAUUUGCUCUCGGCUUGCCAUCAACGCACAGGUUGUUGUCGUCAAUGUCAAUUAUCGCCAUACACCUGACUAUACGUACCCGACCGCAUGGAACGAUGCCGAAGAUGCUUUUCUCUGGGUCUGUGACAGUACUAUUCGAAUAAGCGGUGAUCGAGACAAGAUCGUCGUCGGUGGGAUAUCGGCCGGUGCAUUGCUGGCCGCUUCGUUGACACAGACAGCACUGCGAUCAGAGCUCUCGGUCUUGCCAACGCCAGAGAUUCGUGGCCAGAUACUGAUGAUACCAUCCCUGGUGCACACUAAGUGUUAUGAAUCUCAAUUGCGCCAAUUGAAAGAUCCCAGUAUCUCAUCGUAUCGUCAGAAUGAGAACGCACCGAUCUUGAAUCUGCGCAGAAAGCAACUCUUUGGUGAUCUUUUGCAGGUGGAAAAUCCAGAUCCGACCGACAAACGGCUAAAUCCCGGGCAUGUAUCUUCUGAAGAAGCGAAGUGGUUGCCACCAACCACCUUAGGAAUUGCGGGCUAUGAUCCCCUGCGAGACGAAGGGUUGCUAUACGGCAAGCUGUUGGCCGAAAAUGGUGUACCGACCAAUGUCAAUGUCUUCAGGGGUGUGCCGCACGGAUUUCGACGAUUCGGAGAGAAGAAAUUGUCGGUUUGCACCCAAUGGGACCAAGUCAUGGAAGACGGAAUUCAAUGGGCUUUGGCGAAGCCUUCCGCCUCUGGAAAGUUCGCCAUUCAGACAUAUUAA
Messenger RNA from Penicillium riverlandense, 1062 nucleotides. RefSeq names its product alpha/beta hydrolase. Gene Ontology annotation, molecular function: hydrolase activity. Bases 1 to 1062 code for a protein of 353 amino acids. The record is from RefSeq and is a predicted model, not a curated record. NCBI's taxonomy places the organism in Eukaryota, Fungi, Ascomycota, Eurotiomycetes, Eurotiales, Aspergillaceae. The transcript is spliced from 2 exons.